UUUGGACCACUAUGAAAAUGACAAUCCCUUUGUCCUCUGUCUUCAUACUAAGAUAAACGGUGCUAUGCUUUUAUCACAUGAAAAAUGAAGUGGCUGAUGCCCUUCUUGUGCUUAAGUACAAGGAUGGUAAAUGGGUAGGGCCCACCGAAGGUGCUUCUAAGUUCUGAACUAUUUGGGGUCUCCAUGUGACUCAAACCCUCCCUUCAGCAGCUUUAUGUAAAGCUCUAUUGAUUCUUCCAUUUAUUUAUUCCCUUCUUCCACAUUCUUAGAUGCACAUUUGCUAAGUUUCUCUCGCUUUGGUUCCUCUCUUGCUAGCUAGUUACCGUUCCUUGAAUGAACCAAUGAAGCAACAAAUUAUCUUGCUUUUCUCUGCUCUCCUUCUUUCCUCUUUCAUAGCUUCUGUUUGUUUCCUCGUACCACCAAAAGGUCCAAGACAAGGUGAAAAGGAAGUGAAUGUCAAUGAUAACCCCAUUGCUCAGUCAUCCUCUGAGUUGAAAGAUGAUAUAGAAGAGCUAAUGGGAUCAGAGGAGUGCUAUGAGAAAGAUGAAGAAUGCUCAAGCAGAAGGAUGAUUACGGAGGCCCACUUGGAUUACAUCUACACCCAACAUCAUAAGCCUUGAAUUAAUUCAACGUUCUCCUCUAUAUGAAACUAAUAAAUUCGAGAUGUAAGUCUAUGUUCUAUUUUUCCGAGGUUCAACUAGUCACUGUAUAUAAAUAUGAGAAGGGGAAUUAUCAAAUAGAUCAGCUACAGAUAUAUGUUGAGUUCAUCACAUGAAUAAGGUUUUCGAGAUAUAUGUGAACUAUGGUUUGUACAUUCACAAUCGUGCAAAUUUCAUAUAAUUCC
Molecule: messenger RNA, 844 nt
Organism: Gastrolobium bilobum
Lineage: Eukaryota; Viridiplantae; Streptophyta; Magnoliopsida; Fabales; Fabaceae
Product: putative phytosulfokines 6
Exons: 3
Coding region: 342-620 (92 amino acids)
Biological process (GO): cell population proliferation
Cellular component (GO): extracellular region
Molecular function (GO): growth factor activity
Source: RefSeq, a predicted model, not a curated record